Messenger RNA from Pleurotus ostreatus (oyster mushroom), 1932 nucleotides. RefSeq lists its product as uncharacterized. NCBI's taxonomy places the organism in Eukaryota, Fungi, Basidiomycota, Agaricomycetes, Agaricales, Pleurotaceae. Gene Ontology annotation, biological process: polysaccharide catabolic process. The record is from RefSeq and is a predicted model, not a curated record. Gene Ontology annotation, molecular function: cellulase activity; oxidoreductase activity. The coding region runs from base 1 to 1932 and encodes 643 amino acids. The transcript is spliced from 19 exons.
AUGGUGCUUAAGGCAGCGCUUGGGCGACCUUUUAUUUUCCUUUUCGUACCAUUGUUACUGCUUACUUACGGCCGGGCGGACCAUCACAAAGUUAGUGAACAGUGCGAGUCGUUCACUGUGCGGCGCGAGUGGCGUACACUUUCGAAGGAAGAAAGGGCUAGUUGGGUAGACAGCGUCAAGUGUCUACACUCUAUUCGCCAUCAACGACUAUCGUUCGCCCAUCAGAAAACCCUCAUGACCAAGCUUCACCCAUCCCUAUACGAAGACUUCUCGUAUGCUCAUGCUGAGCUUGACAAGACCGCUCAUGUAACACCCAACUUUUUGCCGUGGCAUCGCUGGAUAUUGUGGAUGUUCGAGAUGAGGUUACGUGAUUCGUGCGGAUAUACGGGGCCUAUGCCAUACUGGGACUGGUCGCUUGACACAGAAGAUCUUACGAAAGCCCCAGUCUUUGACCCCGAUCCAGAGCAUGGACUCGGUGGCGGAGGCGACUGCUAUUCCACACCAACGUCAGAUUGCACAGUCGAAACGGGGGCGUUUUCUAUGGCUAGCCAAACUCCCGUCAUGCUCUCCUUCCCGAUUCCCCAUAUCCUCCGCCGCAACUUCUCCCUUUAUCCAUACGAACACGGUCUUUCCAAUGUUGCCCGGAAUCUGAGCCUCACGCGUCACAAUAUCAACAAUAUCAUGAAACAGACGGAACCGGGCGAUUACUACAUGUUUCAGCAUCGUAUGACGAAAGUCCACAACCAAGUCCACAAUUUUGUGGGCGGAGACUUGAUGGGGACGUGCCCCAUGAUAAUGGACACCGACGAAUGCGGGAGCUUUACGUCCAACGAUCCGAUUUUCUGGCUCCACCAUGGUCAAGUCGACCGGAUAUGGGUCAACUGGCAGAAUCUCCAUCCAGAGAACUUCAAUGCUUUCGCUGGAGCGCCCUUACAUCCUAAACUCUACCCGAACGCAACCAACUGGAAGGAUUACACUCCAAAUGCGUCCACAGAGCACAUAAUGAUGUUCGAUCGAAUAUCUGCUCCCGUACCUAUAGGUGCAGUUUUUAAUAUCAGCGAGCCGCCUUUUUGUUACAAAUAUGACGAUGAUUGGGAGAGCCCACAGCACAAUGCUAAACCAAGGAGCACCGGACGACUGAACUUCCUCCUCAGCUUGUAUCGUGAAUACGCGUCCGAUCUGAACAAGUCGAUCAUGCUGCAACAAUUGAUCUUGGCUGUAUCAUGCAUCAGCGCAGUGCUUGCUGCACCGACGGCUCAGACAAUAGCUGGUCCAUUCGACUGCAUUCCGGCCGGGUCCUUCACCCUCUGCCAGAAUCUGUGGGGCCGCGCAUCGGGAGUGGGGAACCAGAAUUCGACUCUGAUUAGCUCCGGAAACGGUGUAUCAUGGUCGACGGCCUAUACUUGGGCGAACGGGCCCAACAACGUUAAGAGCUAUGCUAACGUAGAGUCGACAACGGCCAAGGGCGUCCAGCUUCAAAAUGUGAAGUCGGCGCCCACGACCUGGAACUGGCAUUACGAGACCCAAUCGAGUGGGAUCAGAGCGGACGUUGCCUAUGACAUUUGGACUGGUGUGCCAUCGUCUGGAACCCCGGCUUCAAGUGCAUCUUCCUUCGAGAUAAUGAUAUGGCUGUCCGGGAAGGGAGGAAUCCAGCCCGUAGGCAGUCAGAUCCAGAGUAACGUGAACGUCGCUGGACACACCUGGAACCUCUGGAGAGGGCCGAACGCCAACUGGCAGGUUCUCUCCUUCGUUAGCACAACUGGGGAUAUCACCAACUUCAACGUCGACUUGAACGAUUUCUUUAAAUACAUCAUCGCCAACCAGGGUGUCGCUCCUACGCAGUUCGUUCAGUCGAUCCAGGCCGGAACCGAGCCGUUCGUUGGCCAGGCCAACCUCAUCACGGAUUCAUACAACGUUGCUAUAAACCACUAG